Messenger RNA from Pediculus humanus corporis (human body louse), 732 nucleotides. RefSeq lists its product as uncharacterized. The transcript is spliced from 2 exons. The record is from RefSeq and is a predicted model, not a curated record. The coding region runs from base 1 to 732 and encodes 243 amino acids. NCBI's taxonomy places the organism in Eukaryota, Metazoa, Arthropoda, Insecta, Psocodea, Pediculidae.
AUGGACGGAAUGUCAUCAUCGAUUAAAUUAAUCACUUUCGACGUGACCGGUACGAUUUUAUUAUUUAAAACACCCGUUUUGAAAAAAUAUGCAUCGACGGCAUUCGAAAAUGGAUUAAAUGCCGAUUAUGCAACAUUGGAAAAAAAUUUUUUAAAAGGUUGGAGUUCGUUACGGGAAAAACAUCCGAAUUUUGGUAAAAAAACAGGAUUGGGUUGGGAAAAAUGGUGGAUGAAAAUGGUAGAAAAAACAUUUGACGGUUUCAUUAAUGAAAACGAUAAUAAAAUAGUGAAAAUAGCAAAUGACCUAAUUAAAUAUCAUUCGACCGCAGAUGCAUUCGAGAUAAGAGACGGAACGAAAGAUUUAUUAAAUUAUUUAAAAAAUAAAAAAAAAAAAAAUUUAGGAAUCGUAUCCAAUUACGAUCCUCGUUUGCACAUAAUAUUAAAACAAUUGAAUUUAAAUAAUUAUUUUGAUUUCGUUUUAACGUCCUACGAAUUCGGAUGUGAAAAACCAAACGAGAAAAUUUUCCGAGAAGCUUUAAAACUCGGCAAUUGUCAUAAUGGAGUCGAAGCACUUCACGUUGGUGACGAUUACGUAAAUGAUUAUUUAGGUGCAAAAAAUGCCGGUUUAAAUGCCAUUUUAAUUAAUCAAAAUGAAAAAAUUAACGAUUAUGUUAAUCAUUCGGACGUAUUUGAUAAUUUUCAUCGUCUUAAAAAACAUUUGGAAAAAUUUUAA